CCCCCCCCCCCUUUCCUCGUUACCCAAUAUGUCAUUCUACUGUUAUUACAUGUUUUAUAUUGGGACACCUCAUUAAUGUAUAUUAAAUCUGACCCCACCCCUCCCCCACCUCCCCUUCAGUCUGGCACAGGUGUACCGGCUCCUCCCCUUCAGUCUUGCACAGGUGUACCGGCUCCUCCCCUUCAGUCUUGCACAGGUGUACCGGCUCCUCCCCUUCAGUCUUGCACAGGUGUACCGGCUCCUCCCCUUCAGUCUUGCACAGGUGUAGCCGGCUCCUCCCCUCCAGUCUUGCACAGGUGUACCGGCUCCUCCCCUUCAGUCUUGCACAGGUGUACCGGCUCCUCCCCUUCAGUCUUGCACAGGUGUACCGGCUCCUCCCCUUCAGUCUUGCACAGGUGUACCGGCUCCUCCCCUCCGGUCUUGCACAGGUGUAGCGGCUCCUCCCCUUCAGUCUUGCACAGGUGUACCGGCUCCUCCCCUCCAGUCUUGCACAGGUGUACCCGCUCCUCCCCUUCAGUCUUGCACAGGUGUACCGGCUCCUCCCCUUCAGUCUUGCACAGAUGUGUACCGGCUCCUCCCCUUCAGUCUUGCACAGGUGUACCGGCUCCUCCCCUUUCAGUCUUGCACAGGUGUACCGGCUCCUCCCCUUCAGUCUUGCACAGGUUGUACCGGCUCCUCCUCUUCAGUCUUGCACAGGUGUACCGGCUCCUCCCCUUCAGUCUUGCACAGGUGUACCGG
Molecule: messenger RNA, 738 nt
Organism: Staurois parvus
Lineage: Eukaryota; Metazoa; Chordata; Amphibia; Anura; Ranidae
Source: the annotation of a GenBank genome assembly